Messenger RNA from Teleopsis dalmanni, 1211 nucleotides. RefSeq names its product methyltransferase-like protein 22. Gene Ontology annotation, biological process: protein methylation. The record is from RefSeq and is a predicted model, not a curated record. Gene Ontology annotation, cellular component: nucleus. Gene Ontology annotation, molecular function: protein methyltransferase activity. The coding region runs from base 336 to 1187 and encodes 283 amino acids. Lineage: Eukaryota; Metazoa; Arthropoda; Insecta; Diptera; Diopsidae. The transcript has a single exon.
AAAAGGUGAAGGCAUAGCGUUAAAAGUGAACGUAUCUGCUUACGUUCUGCCAGCUUUAAAUUUAUAAAUUAAUAUUCAAAAAUGCAUCCCUGUGCCAACAAAAUCUCUUGCUAUUUUUGCAGAUGCCUUGCUCUUGCCGCUCAUUUAUUGAGUUUCCUUCACAUGCCUUCAUUGUCAAGAACUCGACUAUUUAUAAACAAAGCAGUCAAGCGAUGUUCAAAAAAUUCAUAAUACAUAUUAUAAAAAAUUAUUUUGUGUUUAUUAAACCUUCGCGAUAGCACAGUACAUUCUGAUUUUGAUUACAUAAAGCAUACAAGGGAACAACAACAACAACAAUGUCCACUGUGUCGUCUGAAAUCUAUAAAGAAACAAAUUUCGAGCGCAUUAAAAGUGCUGAUGGGAAAGUGAUAUCGAAAUUUAAAUUUUGUUAUCCUACUGAAGAAGCCGACUAUAAAAAUUCACCACCUAAAGCAGCUGUAGACAAAGAUGGUGAUUUUCAAGUGUGUCGCCAACCGAAGGCUGGCACUGCUGCUAUCGAAGUUGAGCACUCCGAAGAAACGGAAAUACGACUUGUUGGUCUCCAAGUGUGGCGCGGUGCUUUGUUAUUGGCAGAUUAUUUAUUCCAUUGUCGUAAAGAGUUUGAGCACAAAAACAUUUUGGAAUUGGGAGCCGGAGUUGGUCUUACAAGUAUAGCGGCUGCUGUAUACGUUAAACAAGUUGUAUGCACCGAUGUGGAUUUGGGUGGCAUAUUAAAUUUAAUUCGCGCAAAUGUACAACGCAAUGCUCGUCUCUUAAGUGGAAAUGUGGAAGUGCUUGAAUAUGAUUUUUUCAAACUUCUAAAAGACUAUACGCCUGCUCUGAUAAAAGCCAUUGACGAAAGUGAUAUUGUCUUGGCAGCAGAUGUCAUCUAUGAUGAUGAUCUGACGGAUGCUUUCAUACGUGUCAUCGACUCUAUAUUUGAGCGGCAAAGUGUGACGGGGAAAAGUAAAACAAUUUACGUAGCGCUGGAAAAACGUUAUGUCUUCACCUUUUCAGAGUUCGAUGCUGUGGCACCCAUGUUUGAAUAUUUCAUAAAACAAACGCUUAACAAAACUUGGCAUUUCGAGUACAUAAAGCUCGACUUUCCACAAUAUUUUGAAUAUGAACGCUGCAGGGAGCUUGUGCUGCUUAAAUUGACCAACAUAUGAAAGUGCGGAGGAGACACUGUAUGC